GCGUCACCAGCUUGCCCAAAGUCAAAGUCCCGCCAGCCCUACCAUACAACCCCGUUCUGUAAUUUCGAGGCACACCACUGGGACUCUAUACGCCUUGGAACCUCGCAGUCCUUCCCUUUUUCUAUUCCUCUAUCCCUAGACUCUGCACCAGACUCUGCCCCGCCCUUGUUGCCACUGCGAGCAACCCGGCCACCAAUACCCAUCUCAAGCUUGCAACCACCUCCCAGCCGUCUUACCUCCCGCGCUAAUCCAAAAUGCCGACAGUAUACAGCUCCCAGCAAAAGGCUGCCAUUCAGCAAUUCAUGAACUUCACCCAGCUCGACCGGAACUCAGCCAUAAGGGCGCUGAAGAGCUACGGGUGGGAUGCGCAAAGCGCCGUAAACGCGUACUACAGUGGUGGAAGCGCUCCCCAGGCUUCUCCUGCGGCCAAGUCUGCUCUCAACGCGCUAUUUGACAAGUAUCGAGAGGACGAUGCCCAGGACAAAGAUGUUGUUGGAGUCGAGGGCACCAUGAAAUUCUUCGCGGACAUUGGUGUCAACGCUGAAGAUCUAGACGCGCUAGCUACUUUUGAAAUCAUCCAGGCGCCUACAAUGGGUGAGAUGAGUCGUGAAGGUUUCGUGAAGGGUUGGACAGAGCGCAACUGCGACACUGUUGAUAAACAGAGAAUGUACAUCCAGAGUGUAAAGGAGGAGCUUCCCAAGAACAAAGAGCUCUUCACUCGAGUGUACAAGUUCACAUUUCCUCUUGCCAGGGCACAGGGCCAGAAAGCCGUCGCCCUCGACAGCGCAGUCGUGUUCUGGGAACUUCUAUUUGGAUCGCCAUUGUCAGCAGUGAAGUGGUCGACCGAGAAGACACCGUGGCUAAGCUGGUGGACUGAGUUUGUCAACUCUCAAUGGAAAAAGAGCGUCAACAAGGAUAUGUGGAAUGAGACACUCAAGUUUGCACAGCUCACCCUUGAAGACGAGUCAAUGGGCUUCUGGAGUGAGGAGUCUUCUUGGCCCUCUGUCAUUGACGAGUUUGUCGAAUGGGUCAAGAAGGAGAAACGAGGGGAUACAAAGGAGGAGGUAAUGGAUGAGGAGUACUGAAGCCUCUCUCACGUUGUUCACGUCGGUCCUUCGAUUUGAACUCCUC
Molecule: messenger RNA, 1131 nt
Organism: Bipolaris maydis ATCC 48331
Lineage: Eukaryota; Fungi; Ascomycota; Dothideomycetes; Pleosporales; Pleosporaceae
Source: RefSeq, a predicted model, not a curated record